AUGAAUGGUUUUAUUGCUGUUCACUGUGGAGCUGGUUAUCAUAGCGACUCUUUGAAGAAAGAUUAUCAAAAGACGUGCUAUGCGGCCUGCAGAAAAGCUGCUGAAGCCCUUCGGUUGGGUGGCAACGCUGUAGAUGCCGUAGAGAAGGCCAUCAUCGAGCUCGAGAACAGUCCUUUAACAAAUGCUGGAUAUGGUUCAAAUUUAAGUUGGAAUGGAUCAGUUGAAUGUGAUGCCUCUAUUAUGAAUGGUCAAACAUUGCAUUUUGGUGCCUGUGGAGCUGUCUCUGACGUGUGGAAUCCUAUUUCCCUAGCUAAGCACUUAUGUAUCAAACAGUGUGACAGUUUGUCUUUGGGUCGUGUUCCACCUUGUAUACUAACAGGGAACGGAGCUAGAUCUUGGGCAGAAAGAAUGGGCUUGGAAAUAGUAAGUGAUCAUAAAAUGGUGUCCGCCAGGGCCUUUAGAAAUUAUAAACAUUGUAAAAGAAAACUAAAACGUUACUCCAUACAAAAUGACAUAAAGUUUAGCCCAUUGGAUACAGUUGGAGCUAUUUGUGUAGAUUCCAAUGGGGUUGUUGCCUCUGGAGCAAGUUCUGGUGGUGUUUCUUUAAAGCAUGAAGGCAGAGUUGGGCAAGCAGCCUCUUUUGGUAGUGGGGUCUGGGCAGUGAUGAGUAGAGAUGGCUUGAAACCUUCCAUAGCUGCCUGUACAUCAGGAUGUGGAGAACAUUUAAUAAGAACCCAAUUGGCAAAAAAUUCUGCUGAAAGUUUGCUUGAUUCCUCACCUAUUCUGGGCUUAGAUAAAUGCCUAAAAAACAAUUUCUUAGAAUCCCCAUUUUUGUGGGAUGUUCGUGAUAGACUAGGUGGCACACUAGCACUGAAGUUUGAGUCAAUCACUGGGGAGGGUGAAUUACUAUGGGGUCAUACUACAAAAACUAUGUGUAUAGGUUACAUGGCCAGCGAGACAGGAAAACCUAAGUGUAUCAUGUCUUAUUUGCCUCCUAAAAUCGAAUCAGGGCAAAAAGCAGUGGUAUCUGGACAACCUUUUAAGGUUUCAAUGCAAACUUGUCCGGAGUUAAAAUGGGAAGUGAAAGCUGUACCAAGUUCUAAUGGAUCUCUUUAA
This is a messenger RNA of Arctia plantaginis, 1116 nucleotides long. The record is from the annotation of a GenBank genome assembly. Lineage: Eukaryota; Metazoa; Arthropoda; Insecta; Lepidoptera; Erebidae.